AUGUCAUGUGUCCACUAUAAGUUCUCUUCAAAGCUGAACUAUGAUACAGUCACCUUCAAUGGCUUCCACAUCUGCCUGCGUGACCUCAAGCACCAGAUCUUUGGCCGCGAGAAGCUGAAGCCAGCCAACUGUGACCUGCAGAUCACCAAUGCCCAGAUCAAAGAAGAAUACACAGAUGAGAAUGCCCUGAUUCCUAAGAACUCAUCGGUAAUUGUGAGAAGAAUCCCUGCUGGAGGAGGUAAAGCUACCAGCAAAAGACAUGUUCUAAGUCGAACUGAGCCAGUGAGUGGAACAUCAAAAGCAGUUGAUGAGUCUUCUGCAUCUACUUCUCUGGCCCAGCUUAUGAAGUUCCCAGUGUGGGAAGAUAGAAGGGGAGCACCUUAUCAGCCCCAACAUGAUGUUGCAAAUUACUCACCUUCAAGACACAAAGAAGAGGCACUUCAGAAGCUGUUUACCAUUUUUCCUAUGUUUUGUUAAUUUUGCAUUGGAAACUAAGACAAUUUUCACAGAAGAAUUUAGUUGGCUGUAAGUUAUGGAUGUUUCAGGGGGAUUUGCAACAGCCAAAAGAGAAGCGUUUCUCUCACAUGGACAACUGCAUGGCUAUUUCUGAAUUUCUGGUCAUUAUAGUUAUAGGUCCAUUCUUUGAAUGCUUCACAGUUUCAUAAAUUGUAGUGUAUGUACA
Molecule: messenger RNA, 682 nt
Organism: Grus americana (Whooping crane)
Lineage: Eukaryota; Metazoa; Chordata; Aves; Gruiformes; Gruidae
Product: E3 ubiquitin-protein ligase RBBP6-like
Exons: 5
Coding region: 1-477 (158 amino acids)
Biological process (GO): ubiquitin-dependent protein catabolic process; protein ubiquitination; mRNA processing
Cellular component (GO): nucleus
Molecular function (GO): ubiquitin protein ligase activity; zinc ion binding
Source: RefSeq, a predicted model, not a curated record